UGCAGUUAACUAGCUAUUGUUGCUAGCAGUGCAAUUUUUAAAUCAAGUGGAACUGUAACUAGUUAUAUAAAAAAACAUCGAACUGGCACGAAGCGAAUACAUUUCAGGGUUAGCUAAUUGGUGACUGACGAUUCAUAAAAUGCUUACUAAAUUGCUUGGAUAAUCAGCUAGCAUGCUAAAUCCCUUGACGUCAUACUGACAUGUAGCUUUGGGACAACAUCGGGAGUCUGUAUAGUUGUGCAUCGUGCUGGCGGUUGGCGACGGAAAAUAAUCCUACCUAAAUAUAGCCGGCUAAAUCCCAACAAUUGUUUUUCUUGUCAAUAAGAAGAUAUGUAUAAUAUAAGAACUCUACUUACCAGACGUAAAAGUGAAAUGUGUAAAUCGCUAUCAAAUAAGCGUCUGAAUCUAACUUGUCGUCACCAUAUUCCCUCCGAGUUAAACUGGGGCUGCGAUUAGACCACGCACUUCACGUGAAACUUCCUAACACUAAAUCUACCACUGUUUACACAGCAGGAAUAUGGUGUGGUUUGGAGAAAAGUUGGAUUCAGAAGUUUAUUUCCCGAUGUAUUCCAAAACUAGAUUACAUAAGGCAGCUAUUGCCGUUUCAAACCAACUGGGAACUCGGAAAUCUCCCGAAUUCAGUGCAUUCAAGACAGCUGGGAACUCGGGAAAAAAUAAAUAGCUCCAACUGGGAAAAAUCGCUUUGAAAGGUCAUCCAAAUCGGAAACUAGGACAUCGUUUUAGUUUUUGAGCUCCUACUUUGACCUGAAAUCACUGACUCAUGAUUUGACCCCAUUUUUGGCACCUGUAUUUGGGGAAUUUCUCCCAUUCUUCUCUGCAGAUCCGCUUACGCUCUGUCAGGUUGUUUUUCUGAGCAAUUUUCAUGUCUCUCCAGAGAUGUUUGAUUGGGUUCAUGUCCGGGCUCUGGCUGGGCCACUUAAGGACAUUCAGAGACUUGUCCUGAAGCCACUCCUGCGUUGUCUUGGUUGUGUACUUAGGGUUGUUGUCCUGUUGGAAGGUGUACCUUCACCUCCAUCUAAGGUCCUGAACAGGUUUUCAUCAAGGAUCUCUGUACUUUGCUCCGUUCAUCUUUUGCUCAAUCCUGACUCAGUCUCACAGUCCCUGCCGCUGAAAAACCUCCCCACAGCAUGAUGCUGCCACCACCACGCUUCACCGUAGGGAGGGUUCCAGGUUUCCUCCAGACGUGACGCAUGGCAUUCAGGCCAAAUAGUUUAAUCUUGGUUUCAUCAGACCAGAGAAUCUUGUUUCUCAUGGUGCGAGAGUCCAUUAAAUGCCUUUUGGAAAACUUCAGGCAGGAAGUCAUGUGCCUUUUACUGAGGAGUGGCUUCCGUCUGGCUACUUUACCAUAAAGGCCUGAUUGGUGGAGUGCAGCAGAGAUGCUUGUCCUUCUGGAAGCUUCUCCCAUCUCCAUAGAGGAACUCAGGAGCUCUGUCAGAAUGACCAUCGGGUUCUUGGUCACCUCCCUGACCAAGGCCCUUCUCCCCCUAUUGCUCAGUUUGGCCAGGUGGCCAGCUCUUGGAAGAGUCUUGGAGGUUCUAAACUUCUUCCAUUUGAAGAAUAAGGGAGGCCACUGUGUUCUUUGGGACCAUCAAUGCUGCAGAUAUGUUUUGUUACCCUUACCUAGAUCUGUGCCUUGACACAAUCAUGUUUCAGAGAUCUACAGACAAUUCCUUCAACCUCAUGGUCAUGCUCUGUCAACUGUGGGAUGUUAUAUAGACAGGUGUGCCUUUCCAAAUCAUGUCCAAUCAAUUGAAUUUACCACGGGUGGACUUCAAUCAAGUUGUAGAAACAUCUCACGGAUGACCAAUGGAAAUAGGAUGCACCAGAGCUCAAUUUCGUGUCUCAUAGCAAAGGGUCUGAGUACUUAUGUAAAUAAGGAUGACCCUAGAGUCAGACCACCUGGACCUAGAUGGCAAGGCCCUCCCGGUGACCCUGGGACUUGGUGGUCACACCCCUCUGGCGCCCCUGGAACCAGGCCCCGCCCCACCGCUGACCCCAGAGCCAGGCUACGCCCCUCCGGUGACCCAAGGCCCAGACCACGCCCAGCCGGUGACCCCAUGGCCAGGUGGCCCCUCAUUGACGAUCCCACGACAAGACCUCAGGUGGAUGACUGCGAGCGGAUGGGGACCCUUUUCGGGCAGCUAAACAAGUGCCUGCGCAGCGCGGGCUUCACCCAGAUGUACUUUGGGGAGAAGGUUGUGGAUCCUGUGAUCAUCAUAUUUUUCUGGGUCCUACUGUGGUUCCUGGGCAUCCAAGCUCUUGGGCUGGUGGGGACUCUGUGCAUUGUCAUCAUCUUCAUCCAGAAGUAACUCGAUCUCCAGCCUGUUUGAUUGGCAGUUGGGAGCUCCGGUGUCUACAAAUAAAAAGGACUUGAACUCCAAAUGAAAGGACUUGAACUCCCUCGCUGUCUGUUCUGUUUGCAUUAAAAGGGCAAUCAGCAGUUACUUCUUACUUUUUUGGACUUGUAUAUUAAUGAUAUGUACCCAUUGAUUCUUGAAGAAUAUUAUGCCUCAUGAGCUUAGUUUAACUGUGGUACCCCAUCAGAACUCAAAAUAUAAGCUUGUUUUACCUUAAUGUUUGUAAACAAACACUGUAUAGCAUAGAAAAACCUGGUUAAAACUAUAAAUUAAUAUCAUGGAUGGUCAGUCCUUGCAUCCCUAGCUCUGUCUUUGAAUUUGAGAAUGGUUCAAUUUCUCCAGCCCCAUAUCGCCACUUUGUGCUGAAACGGAGGUGGGGAGCAUGCUUUAUUUUUCAGCUGCUGAUUGACACUUUAAAGCUUCCUAGACUCAGUGAUCGUUUGUCAAUACUCAUCUUCUUAGUGGCCAACUACACUUUAUCUGGAGGGAACAUUUAGAGUGCUGGCAGGUGAAAUGGGGGCCUUGCUCUUAACUACAGAUCUCCUGGUUUCAAGCUUUUAAAACUCAAAAUCAGACCACUUUGCUCACUUUGCCCCAAUACUCAAAAGCAAUGUCUCAUUAUAUCCUUACAUGUGUGAGUAUUGAAUUGAAAGAACUGGAUCAGUGAAAGCAAUAUAUCUAAUAGCUUAACUAGUUUUGUAUCGCAUAGUUUAACUGGUAAAUGUCAUUUUCAAGUGUUAUGAAGUUUUUGAUCAUGAGGGAAAGCAAUCAAGGAAAGGAAGUCUAUCAGAACUAUUUGGAUGCAGCCAUUGCUUCAAGUAUACUGAGCAGUUAAAUAUGCAAUCUGUAAGCCUCCCGUGUGGCGCAGCGCCAGCUGGCGACCAGAGAUUCUGGUCCGUGGGGCGACGCACAAUUGGCCUAGCGUCGUCCGGGUUAGGGAGGGCUUGGCCGGUAGGGAUGUCCUUGUCUCAUCGCGCACCAACGACUCCUGUGGCGGGCCGGUUGCCAGGUGCACGGUGUCCUCCGACACAUUGGUGCGGCUGGCUUCCGGGUUGGAUGCGCGCUGUGUUAAGAAGCAGUGCGGCUUGGUUGGGUUGUGUAUCGGAGGACGCAUGACUUUCAACCUUUGUCUCUCCCGAGCCUGAACGGGAGUUGUAGCGAUGAGACAAGAUAGUAGCUACUAAAAACAAUUGGAUACCACGAAAUUGGGGAGGAAAAAGGGGUAAAAAAAAUAAAAAUAAAUAUGCAAUCUGUAAGAUGAUAUCUAUAGUGUACAUGGAAUUAUAUUAUGUGGGGAAAAACAAAUAUUUCGUAACAUCAUAGAACCUGUAGCCUAAAUCAAGGAGCGGCCCGUCAUAUUCCAAGGUGCAUUCCAUGAGAUUUGCACAUACAAGUAGCACUGUAUUUCUAUGAUACAAUUUGUAGUGGUCAAGGAAUGACAUUCCAUGAGAGCAACAUUACUUUGCUUCACAUUUUACAUUAUAUGCCAUUUUGUUAAACAACAGAAUGAAGUAAAAUAUCCUUCAUUUUGGGGUUAUCUAGAGGUCUGUUUCUGCUGCAUUAGUUUUAAUUACCAAUGACCAUCAGGCCAUAUGACAGAUUGCUUUUUUAAGGCAAGUUGGGAGCAACAUUCUAACACCUGCAUGCCUACAAGGACCUGGAAUGCAUAUCACUGACUGGUUUAUUAGGUUCUAUAGUAACGUGAGUUGUCCCCCUACUUUGAAAAUGCAUUCAAACAUAUACCUUUGAUAUGCAUGUACUUCAAAGUAAUGUGUGGUUGCUGUGAAGGAGAAAAGUGCUCAUGACUAGCAUGGAUGUUUAACUUUUGCACAUUUGUAAAUGGGAAUGGUAGAAAGAGUUAUAUUAUAUCAAGCCUAUCCUUUUGAAUGAAAAUGGUACAUAAAUUGUCAGGAAUCCUACUAUUUUUAAAGUUGCAUGCAAUAUGUAACUUGAAAGCAAGUCUAAGAAGCGGUAGAUCUGUUAUGUGCUCUAUUUCUAUGCUUCCCGUUACUUUCGGUUUUGUUCACCAGCUGAAAAUACAAUAUUUUUUAGAUGGACAAAUGAUUUUCUACACUAUACAUUGCUUGUUUUGUCACAAACUGAAAUUGGGUGAACUAUUCGAAUUUUUGUAAUCAGGAAAUGAUGACGUGAUUUAUGCAUGUUGCACCUUCAGUGGAGGUGUCAAAAUACACAUAAAACCUACCGGUCAAACAGGGAAAUGUUCCAAUUGUGUUUCUUCCAUUCAUUUUUCCCAUAGGGGAUUUUAUGAAACACUUCAAAUAAGGGCUGUGUUUCGUGUAAGUUUACCCUGACGUGCCAUUUUGAUAACCAUGUAAAUCUCUCUCGGACAAGGUGACUUUUAUCAAUAUAUAUAUUCGGCUCUGUUUCCUCUCAUAUUUAAAAAAAAAAAAUGCUUAUUAGCAUUAAAGGAGACAUCAUGCAAAACUACAAAUCCCUUCAAGCUCCUGAAUGUUCUCUAGCUGACAACUUUGCUAACAGGUAUUGUGUCAAUUUAAAACUUGCAAUAGACGGUUCAAAGAAUUGUCCAUUUAAAGAAAUGUAGCCAAUUUAUUCAUUACUACAUUUAGCUAACAUUAGAUAGUUAAUUCAGAGAUUCUUACCUUUGCCUUGAUUUGGAAUUCUCGUCCAGAUAAUCAUGGCAUUUGUAGUUCUUUAUGAAAGCCACAUUAGCAGCUAAUUAGCGUUUCAUUUUGGGGGUAAAUCCAGGCUAAUAGAUUGAUAAAAGUCACCUUGUCCUAGAGAGAUUUACACAGUUAUCAAAACGUCACACCAUGGUAAGUCUACGCAAACAUUAUUUGAAGUGUUUCUAAAAUCCCCUAUGGGAAAAAUAAAUGGUUGAAAAACAAUUGAAACCAUUUCCCUGUUUGACUCUAGGUUUCAUGGGUAUUAUGACUCGUACUGUGGUACUCUAUUGAGAGUGGUAUGUCAUUCUAAAAAUUACUCCAAAUGUAAUCGGAAGGUAGUGCUGUAUGGCGAACAAGCACUUAUCCUUGUGGUUCUUUGUUGUCAAUUAAUGUAGGAAAGGCUAUAUCAAAUUGCAAUGUUGAGAUUGACUAGGCCUAAAUAUAUCACUGCUUUUGUGAGAGAUACUGCUACUAUCAUACUGUUUGAAGAUUAUGAUGAUGAUGACUUUCCGUCAUGGGUGUCCAAAUAUUCAAUAUUACAGACAUCAGAAUGUAUGAUAGACCACCUACUUAUACUACUGUAAGCCAGAGGACUGCAAAGCAUGCCCAGUGUUCACUGUUUGAGAAUAGUUGUUUAACUUGUGGAGUACUACAUACACAUCACAUACACUCUUAGGAAAAUAUUCAGCAGCACUAUUGGUUGAGUGCAAGAGCCAGGGAUGUAGCCUAGUAAACACUGAUAAAUGAACAUUGUCCAUAAGUGCUGAUCUAAAGUAGUUUUUCCUGCAUAAGGUUUUAGGUUAGGUUAGGAUUGGAUUAAUCCACUUCAGAAAAAAACGGUCAUUUUAUAAGCUUGUGUGGCCAACUAAAAUACCCGUAGUCUUUGUGGAAUGCUUUUUGGUGUUUGGCAUGUUCCAAGUUGAUAUACAAGAUUUUUUUAAAGUGGAAUGUCUAUUAAUAUCUACAAAGUAGGCUUUUAAGAGUGAUCGAGCACAAAGCAAAACAGAUGUGGAUUUGCAGAGUGAAUUGAGAGGGAAUUUGUUGGAUUGAAUUGAUAUAUCAUAUUCACUAUAGGUAUGUCUGAUCAGUUUGGUAAACAUAGAUCCCGCAUUCCUUUAACAAUGAGAAUAUACAGUAAUUUGUGUGUUAUAAGAAUGUUGAAAUUUGGGUAAAUUACUUGAUGAUUGAAAAGCUGGACGAUGUGUGAGAAAUUUGUAACAAAUGUUAAUAUGGUUUUCUCCUUUUUGGCAUUAAUUGUACACUAAUUGAGUGUAAAUGCUUUGCUACUGUAUGAGUAUAAGAUGUUGUAUGUCAAGUUAAGAGUCAAGCCAAGCGGCCGGUAGCCUAGCGGUUAAGAACGUUGGACCAGUAACUGAAAGAUUGCUGGUUCAAAUCCCUGAGCCGACUAGGUGAAAAAUCUGUCUGUGCCCUUGAGCAAGGCACUUAACCCUAAUUGUUCCUGUAAGUUGCUCUGGAUAAGAGUGUCUACUAAAUCAGGGGUACUUUUUCACUCAGGCCCCCCUUCCAGCAUUGGCAAAAAACCUAGCAAAAUAUCGUUAGCUGACAUGGGUCAGUUGAUCUAGACAUUUCUGACAAGUUGUAAAUAGCUCUCUAAAGUAUGUCAUGACUGACAUGACAAGAGGAAAACUGAUGAUGCACUCCCCAAUUUCGAUUUUGCAGCUUGUGCAUUCUACUAUUACACAUUUCAAGAGUAAAUUGAAAGCCAGACUGAGUUCCCCCUGCCGACCCCUCGCCCCACAGUUUGGGACCCACUGUGAUACAUGACUAAGAAUGUAAAAUGUAAGUCUUCCACAGAGGAAUCUUUCAGGACAGAAAAGGAUGGCAUAGCAUGGAUCACUGAUUGUGCCGUACUCAUACCAAUGAAUUAAUAUAAUCGUGCUUCAUUUUUAUUAUUGAUUUUUAGUUAUAUUGAUUUAUUUUAAGAUUAAGAUUUCUGAGUGAUAUUCAGAUUUUACAAUGUUAUACAUACUUGCAAAAUGAUUGAACUUGAAUUUAAAAAAUGUAGAUAAAAGUUAUGUUUUUAAAAAGUA
Messenger RNA from Oncorhynchus nerka (sockeye salmon), 7074 nucleotides. RefSeq lists its product as uncharacterized. NCBI's taxonomy places the organism in Eukaryota, Metazoa, Chordata, Actinopteri, Salmoniformes, Salmonidae. Gene Ontology annotation, cellular component: intracellular membrane-bounded organelle. The transcript has 2 exons. The record is from RefSeq and is a predicted model, not a curated record. The coding region runs from base 1821 to 2330 and encodes 169 amino acids.